Molecule: messenger RNA, 2133 nt
Organism: Rhipicephalus sanguineus (brown dog tick)
Lineage: Eukaryota; Metazoa; Arthropoda; Arachnida; Ixodida; Ixodidae
Exons: 2
Coding region: 1-1800 (599 amino acids)
Source: RefSeq, a predicted model, not a curated record
AUGUCGACGCACAGCCACCAGGUAUGCGUGGGCCGCGAGCCUCCCGUGCGCUUCGCCCUAGACCGCGUAUUCUUGGACAGCGCCAGGCUGGACAACACGUACGGAAUCCGAUCGUUUCGCGAAUUGUCCUGCUUCUACGCCCCACUGGACACUUUGGCAUCAGAUCGACGGCCGCGGCUGUUCGAAAACACGUGGCGCAAGAUAACGACUAGAAUAAGGCUCGAUGCCGAGUACAUUAAGCUUCGUUGCCUACACAAUGUGACCCCCAUCUACGAAGGCCUACACCUGGUAGCCAGAAGGCGCAACCGGUCAGCGGAUGUGGAAACAGCCGCCGAGCCUGGAAAGAGGCACAGCGUUCUCGUGAUCUCCGUGGGCGCCUCAUCGCGGAGCGACUUCGAGCGAAACUUCAGGUACACGGCAAACUUCCUCAGACACUCACCGGACACGCGCGAACUGCGUGGCUACAGUGCCGUAGGUGCCGGUUCUUUCCCGAGCGCCGUGGCGCUGCUGGGCGGAAUGACCGGCGGCGAGGCGUGGUCCCGUUCUUCCGGCAGUUAUUACGACGACCUGCCCCUUCUCUGGAACGAGUACAAGAAGCGGCGCCACUGGACGCUCUACGUCGAGGAGACGCCAUCCGAAGGUGCGUUUGUCGACCCCGUCGAUCGGGGUUUCUUUCGCAAGCCCACCGACCACUACCCUUCGGCAAUGGCCUCCCGGAUGAGCGAACCCGACGAAACGGCCCGUUCUCCAGAGGCUGACGUGGGCAUCUCCAACGAACAGCCUUCAGUGUGCUCGGGAUACCGGCUGCGCAGUAAGGCACUGCUCGAUUACGCCUCGGAGUUGAUCAAAGCGGGCAAUGUGCAGCCAUUCUUCGCAUUCAUCAACCUGAAGGACUCCUCGCGGAAUGGCACCAAGGCCCACGUCUUGGACAAGCCGAUGAAGACGUUCCUCUCGAACCUCGAGAGGAGCAACGUGUCGUUCGAAACAACGCUCGUGCUGCUCAGUGAUGUCGGAAAGAGUCACUGGGACACCAGGAUCACUGGCGACGGCAGCGGCAUGCCGUUCUGCUUCAUCAAGCUGGCACCACUUUUAGUCAAAAGAUCUCAGACGGCCUCGACAGCUUGCCUAACAGAGCAAACACUUCGCAGGUAUCCUUCGGCAGCCUCAAGUUUGGCCAUAAACGAGCAUCGCCUCACCACGCCCUACGACGUGCACGCCACGCUCGAAGCCUUAGCCAUGCUGCCUGGCGAAUUGAGCCUGAAGUUCACGCGCCGUGGCCGCAGCCUCCUCGCCCCAAUCCCGGCUAACAGAACCUGCAUCGACGCUUCUGUGCCCAAGGAGUACUGCGCAUGCGCUGGUACAUCACACACGAACUUUCCGCAAGUCAGCCCCGAGACGCUGUCGCUUGCUCGACGAGCUCUGGAAUACGUCAACAAUGCCACCAGUUCCCUGUCGCGACUGAAGAACCAGUGCGCGACUUUCGUACUUUGGAGAGUCGAGCACGUUGAUGUGAGUCCAGUGAACUCCGGCGCUUCCACGCCUAGUACCACACUGCUGAUGAUUGUGUCGACUGUUCCCCGAGCCAUUUUCUCUAUCCGAGCUCGCACGGUCACUGCCAGCACUGAGGCCGAAGCUGGCAGAAGAAGCAGCACUAAUCAAGGAUAUCAUGAAUCGGAGAUAACGGACGUCGAUAGGAUUGACCGGUACGCGGAUAAAGACUCCAAGUGUGUUCAACUUGUCAAUCGCAAACUACGCAGAUACUGCUACUGUAAGGAUAUAGCUCUUCAAUCGACAACGUGAAGUAAGGGAGAGAUGAUACAAAUACUGAAAGUAUGCUACUGCAAGGAUAUAGCUCUUCAAUCGACAACGUGAAGUAAGGGAGAGAUGAUACAAAUACUGAAAGUAACUUCAAAUGCUGUUAACUGUUUUUUAACCUUAAACAAGAGGUAGCUCUCCAGAGGAGCUGUUUGUGCCUUAUUUUGCGGUUGAGUUUUUUUUUUUACUUUACACACUGUACCUAUAUAACGCAAGCGCUGUGAGCGCAUGCGGAUGACUUCGUUCGUUCGUUUCGAGUGUUCUGAAGAAAUGAACAGAGCAAAUCUGCAAGUCCAAAUAAAGAGCUCUAAUGUAGCC